CCCCGGAGCCCCGGCCCGACUGCCCCGCAGCCUCCCAGCAGCUGAUGGCGCCGCAGCCAGGGCGGGCGCUGCGGAUCCCCAGGCGCAGCUAGCGCGGGGGGAAGAGCGCCGCCCCCACCCAGCCCGGCCCGGACCCAGGGCCCCGCCGGCCGGUGGCUCCCAGGUCCCGAAGGUGGGGCCCAGGCCUGGGUUGCCAUGGAUACCGUGUCCCUGGAGCAUCAGAUCCAGAGCGUGCAACGCCACAUCAGCUUCCUGAAAAAGGAGCAGAUGGCCCUGCUGCGAGACCUGCACCUGGAGAUCCUGAGGCUGCAGAAACGCUGCUCAGAACUGACCCAUGACCUGGAAAUGAGAGAGGCCCAAUCUCACCAGCAAGAGGCGGCGUCACGGGAGCUGGAGAGCAAGUGCCGCGCGCUAGAGUCGCAGCUGGAGGCGCGGGCCGCGGCCAACGCGGAGCUGCGGCGGGAGGUGGCACAGCGCGAGGCUCUGGUGUCCGCGCUGCGCUGCAGCCUGCGCACCGAGGAGCGCCGCUUCCUGGAGGAGCUGCGCCGCCGCAGCCACCGCGCCACCGUGCUGGGCACCGAGCUGCAGAAGCACACCGAGGCGGCCGCCUACCUCUCCUGCCAGCUGCACGCGGCGCGCCAGAGACUGCAGGCCCCGCGUCCGGGCCCCGGCGCCGCAGCCGAGCCCCGGCUACGCCGCCGCGCACCGCGGGCCCGCCGCCCGCCUGCUGCCGCCGCCAAGGGCCCCGGCCGGGACUGGGCCGCCUGGGACCGCGGGGCCGGCGCCCUGGACGACACCGACCCGAUGCCCGACCCCGCGCUCUUCCUCCGCAGCGCACGGAGGCCGCUGCGGCCCAGCGUCCGCAGCCCGCGCCAGCCGCCUCCGCAGGAGCCCCCGGACCGGGCCGACGCCCUUCCCACCAAGCCUUCCUCUCCAGGAGAGGCCCGGGCUAGGGGCUGGUCCUUCUACCCCCACCCCGACCCUGCCGAUAGGUCCUUGCAGAGGGAGCAGGAAAUUGGCAAGAAGUAG
Messenger RNA from Cercocebus atys (sooty mangabey), 1029 nucleotides. RefSeq names its product coiled-coil domain-containing protein 92. The record is from RefSeq and is a predicted model, not a curated record. The coding region runs from base 196 to 1029 and encodes 277 amino acids. The transcript is spliced from 7 exons. NCBI's taxonomy places the organism in Eukaryota, Metazoa, Chordata, Mammalia, Primates, Cercopithecidae.